UCUGAAGUCCGGGUACCAUCAGAUUGCAAUCCGGCCCGAGGAUCAACACAAAACCGCAUUUCAGACCAGGUACGGUCUGUACGAGUUUUGUGGUGAUGCCUUUUGGCCUUUCAGCACGCUAUGAAUCGGAUAUUCCAUGACUACUUGGAUAAGUUUGUCGUCGUGUACCUCGAUGACAUACUUAUUUUWAGUAAGACUGUCGAGGAGCACGUAGCACACUUAGACAAAGUUCUCAGUCUCCUGCCACAGCACAAGUUCAAGAUCAACGGUGAAAAGCGCGAGUUUGGCCGCAUCCGUAUCUUGUACUUGGGUCAUGAGAUCUCCGCGGAAGGGUUGAAGCCCGAUGACGCGAAGGUGGCCAGCAUUCGUGACUGGCCACGACCUCAGUUCGUGACUGAGAUGAGAUCUUUCUUAGGAAUGACAGGCUACUACCGGACUUUUGUAAAGAACUAUAGCAUAGCGGCCGCUCCUUUGACUGAUCUGACCCGCCUUGACACCCCGUGGGAGUGGACAGAUGAGUGCGAGGCUGCUUUCAGACAUCUGAAGCAUGCAUUGACGCACUAUGAAGUCUUGAAGCUACCCGAUCCUGAUAAGCCAUUUAUAGUAACCACGGAUGCUAGCCAAUAUGACAUUGGUGCCGUGCUUGCGCAGCAGGAGGGGCCAAAGUUGAGGCCAAUUGAGUACAUGUCUAAGAAAAUGCCGUCUCAGAAGUUGGCUAAGUCCACUUAUGAGAAGGAACUUUAUGCGGUGUACAAGGCUCUCACCCAUUGGAGACAUUAUCUCCUUGGGAGACUUGAGGCGAAGGACAAGAAGACGUCCGCCGAGUUUGAGUUGGUUAAUGGCUUGCUAUUCCUUGAGAAGGCAAGGAAUAAACGAUUGUGUGUUCCCAAUAGUGAGUCUUUGCAUAGUUUGUUUUUAGGUGAGUGUCAGGAUGUCACCGGUCAUUUCGGGUAUAAGAAGACCGCAGCCAACUUGCUGCAGCGAUUCUGGUGGCCCACGAUGAAGCGAGAUGCACAGCAGUACGUGGAGACUUGUCAAGUUUGUCAACGGGACAAGCCCCGUACUCAGGCUCCUCUUGGGCUGCUCAAGCCCCUUCCGAUUCCGAAAAGGCCGGGUGAAAGCUUAUCCAUGGACUUCAUGGAUACGCUGGUCACCAGCAAGAGUGGGAUGAGGCAGAUCUUCGUCAUCGUGGAUAGGUUUAAGGAAGCUAGGCGAAAGGUUGAUGAACAAAUCGCCAAGCUGAGGAAGGAGAAAGAGGAAGCUGAGGAGGCAGGGAGGCAGGAGGAAAGGAGGAGACAGCUUUUGGUGGAGGUGCAGAAGGUGGUUGACAGUGGUUCUGCCAGUGGGUACAAUAAGAGUAUUGCUGAGUUGGUCAUCCUGAAUGACACCCUCAGCAGGUCUUAUUUUUCCAACUGGGACCACCGGAUCUCUGCUGUGGAGAGUCAGGUCUCUGCCAUCGAACACAAGGCGGAUCAGAUGGCAAAGGAUCUGACCUCUCUGAUGACAGGGAUGAACAGCGUUCUGCAGCACCUGAAGCUGCCUCUCCUGUCCCCCCAGCCGGUACAGCCAGAGCUGAUCACCCGACCAGCGGGUUCACCACCUCACAGUCGUCCAGCCUCACCUGCUGGUUCUCAUGUAUCCACCCCUUCUGUUGCUUCUGGUACAUAUGUGCAGCGAGGGUCCAAGCUGACACCACCUCCUAUGUAUUCUGGGGAAGACCCCAAGGUGGAUGUAUCAGACUGGGUCACCGCUAUGCAACCAUACCUGGGCAGCUUCACAUGCCCAGAAGCAACAAAGGUGAGAACCAUUCUUGGCCGGUUGGAGAGGUCUGCACUGAAAUGGUGCACCUCCUCUGCAACCAAAGAAAAUAUUGCUAUGGAUAGAUGGGCACAGCAGCUGGGGGUGGCAAGGUUGCUGAAGGCGCUGCAGGACCGGUUUGCUGACAGGGAGCAGGCCCGCAAAGCAGCUGAUAAAAUUAUGCUGCUUGGGUCCCAUAGAUUUGAGGGCUCUCUGUCCAAGCUCUACAGUCUGUUUGAGAGCUUGACCUCUACACCUGGUCUGGAGAUGAAGAUGCAUCGCAUACUCAGGCCUUACCUGGACAGGUUUGUAGUUGUGUACCUGGAUGACAUCCUGGUAUUCAGUCGAUCUGUCGAGGAGCAUGCGCAGCAUCUGGCUCUAGUUCUCCAGGCACUACAUGAGGCCCAGUAUAAGAUCAACAGGGAAAAGUCCUCCUUUGGAGUGACUUCUGUGACUUAUCUGGGACAUGUAAUCUCUGGGGAAGGGUUGGCCUCUGAAGCGCCAAAGAUUGCAGCGAUUCAGGACUGGCCACAGCCUACCACAGUUCGUGAUGUCCGGUCAUUCUUGGGCCUUGCAUCAUACUACAGGAAGUUCGUUAAGAACUUCUUUGCCAUUGCUGCACCCCUGACUGAUCUCACAAAGAAAGAUACCCACUUUCUUUGGACAUCAGACUGUCAGCAGGCUUUCACACACCUCAAGGAGGCCUUGAUGUGUGCACCUGUUCUGAAGCUACCUGACCCGACCUUGCCUUUCGUACUAACUACUGAUGCUAGUCAGUAUGGGGUUGGGGCGGUACUUCAGCAGGAUGGUGGGCAUGGUCUGCAACCAGUUGAGUAUAUGAGUAAGAAGAUCAAGGUCAAGAAGCUGCAGGAUUCCACAUACGAGAAAGAGCUAUAUGCUCUCGUGUCAGCGCUGAAGCAUUGGAAGCAUUUCCUCAUGGGCCGGCAUUUUCAGAUCUUUUCUGAUCACUCCACCGUACAGUGGAUGAAGACUCAGGGGGAACUGAAUGACAAGCUCGCGCGCUACAUUCAGUUCAUUGAUCUCUUUGACUUUGAACUGAAACACAAGAAGGGCUGCUACAAUCGUGUAGCAGACGCCCUUUCUCGUAGGCCUGACGCUGUCUGCAUGAUCUCCUCCACUCAUACCUUUGGAGAGAGUACUCGUCAGACCAUUGCCCAGGUAUUGCCACAGGACCCGACUUUCGGCCCGAUCGUCAGGAAUCUGCAGACUGAUCCUGCCUCUGAACCAGGAUAUCUUCUGGUUUCAGAUCUGCUGUACACGUGCAGCAGAGGAGAGGAGCGUAUGUGCAUCCCUAAGGACCGCCAGCUGAGAACACUCAUGAUGUCUGAGUGUCAUGAUGCUCGCGGCCACUUUGGGGCCUUAAAGUCGUUGGCAGCCCUGUCGCAGCGGUUCUUCUGGCCUGAGAUGAGGAAAGACAUGCUGCACUAUGUUGAAACCUGUGAGCUGUGCCAAAGGAACAAGGUCGUUCGUCGGCCUCCCCUUGGCCUACUCCAACCACUUCCCAUCCCUGAGGCACCUGCACAGUCAGUGUCUAUUGAUUUCACUGAUCUAGGGAGGACCACUCCCCGUGGUAUGCGUCAGGUUAUGGUGUGUGUUGACAGGUUCUCUAAGUAUGCAGAGUUUAUUCCUCUGCCAGAGGAAGCCAGAGUCCUGGCCGUACGAGCGGCCUUUGCUGACAGGUGGGUUACUCACCAUGGACCACCCACCUCCAUUGUCAGUGAUAGAGAUCCGCGAUUCUGCAGUAAUGAGUGGCAGUCCUACUGUAAGGACUACCUUCAUUCCAGACUGAACAUGACAUCUGGUCAUCAUCCUGAAGCCAAUGGGCAGGUUGAAGUGAUGAACCAGAUUCAGUUUCAGUUGCUGCGUCCUGUGAUGGGCCCUGAUCAGCAGGAUAGGGAUCUCCAUCUAGGACGGGCACAGCUAGUGUACAACACCUUUGUACACUCCUCCACCGGGUUCACCCCUUACCAGUUGCACUGGGGACGUGAACCACGGCAGCCUCUCGAUGAUAUCAUCGAUAAGGCUACACCGAGACUGACCCCUGGAACUGCAGAGUUCACCAGGCAGUAUCAGAGGGAUAUCGAACGAGCCAGAGUUAACCUGCUCAAAGCCCAAAAGGCUAUGAUUCAGCAGGCUAACAAGCAUCGUCGACCAUCCCCCAUUCGCGAUGGUGACUGGGUCUGGGUACUCAGUUCUCAGCUAUCACGGGAGGAGGACAUUUCGCCUAAGCUGUUGCCGCGCUAUAUGGGCCCAUGGCAGGUUUUGGAUACAGCGGGGGCUGACCCUUUUGGGCCAUCCUAUCAUGUAGAUGUCCCACUGCAUCUACAAACCUACCCUGUCUUCCAUGCAUCUAAGCUGUUGCCUUUUACGCCAGCUGAUGCAUUUCCGGACAGGCCUCCACAAUUUGGUCCCCCAAUCCCUGGGAAGGGAUAUGAGGUGGAAGAAGUUGUGGAUGAGUAUGGUACAGGCCUGGAUAAGGAGUACCUUGUGAAGUUUCUUUACCAGCCCCAUACUGAGGAUCGUUGGUUCACUCGCAAGGAGGUCCUGAAAACAGCGAAGUCUGUAAUCCUCAAAUGCGAGGCUGCGCAGAAGGGAGAGCCCCUUCGACGCUCUGCACGCCUACGCCCCUAGCUCGGAGGUCCUCGCUCCGGGGGAGGGUAGGUCUGCAACGACUUGCUGUUUCCAUGCUGCCUGUAGCCUCACUCUGACGA
Messenger RNA from Chara braunii, 4529 nucleotides. The record is from the annotation of a GenBank genome assembly. NCBI's taxonomy places the organism in Eukaryota, Viridiplantae, Streptophyta, Charophyceae, Charales, Characeae.